AUGCGGCUGCGAGAACACGCUCCUCCGCCAUAUGAAGAGGUGUCCAGCCAUGGCCCGCGAGUCCAAUUGCCCAUUGGCGAACUGCUGUCUCUUGCGCUCGACGGCCGCUCCAUCUUCUCGGCCACCAACCCGGCGCUCGUCUACUAUGAGCUGAGCGCGGCGCCGUUGCAGGCCACAUCGUUGACUUACAUUGUCAAAAAGGUGAAAUACCGGCUGGCGGGCAAUGGCAGAGGCGACGAUGCCAACGGCCGGCUGCGCACCCGCCACGACGACAUUUACCUCUUCCGCGAUGCCUACGUCAACUUCUAUGCGCCGCGGCGCAUCGUGAUAGACGGCAAGGCCAAGGACGGCCGCAGCUACAAGAGCGUCAAGCUCUCGCCGGGCCUCCUGGGCUGGUCGACGUGCUCGGCGGCGGGCCAUUUCAGGGCCAAGGUGGGAUUUGGCGAUCGCUGGCGGAACCACCACCAGGUCAUCUGGAAGGACGACAGCGGCCGCAUCGUGGCCAUGGAGGACGCAUAUACAGCUUACACUGCUGCUAACAGCAACAACAACAACAACAAUGCUACAAGUAGUAGCAGUAGGCCGGAUGGCAUUAGCAGUCCAGAUAGCAGCAGUAGCAACACCCCGAACGGCGACAACAUCACGACUCGCACGCCUGAACACACGUUGACUGUGCCCUGCCUGAAGCUCCUGCGCCUGCUCGACGACAAAGACCUGGAUCUGCUGGUGACGUGCUGGACAGCUCGGCUCUGGAAGCAGUCGCAGAAAUUACACCGCAGCUCGCCUCCAUCGUCCAUGGGCCGGUCUAGAGUCAAGCGAUUUGCAGCACGACACCUCAGCCUGCGGUACAUGACCAGCCUAGUUUCGUCCAACCCAACCCCGACCCGGCGCCUCGAAGCGUAG
Messenger RNA from Trichoderma gamsii, 903 nucleotides. RefSeq lists its product as hypothetical. The transcript has 2 exons. Bases 1 to 903 code for a protein of 300 amino acids. The record is from RefSeq and is a predicted model, not a curated record. Lineage: Eukaryota; Fungi; Ascomycota; Sordariomycetes; Hypocreales; Hypocreaceae.